This is a messenger RNA of Canis lupus familiaris (dog), 687 nucleotides long. Its product is annotated as vegetative cell wall protein gp1-like. The coding region runs from base 1 to 687 and encodes 228 amino acids. The record is from RefSeq and is a predicted model, not a curated record. NCBI's taxonomy places the organism in Eukaryota, Metazoa, Chordata, Mammalia, Carnivora, Canidae. The transcript has a single exon.
AUGGGCGGGGGGGGGGGGGGGGGGGAUCUCAGGGGGAUUCAACGCGAGGCCAAAGAGAAGGUGUCGGGAUCCAGGAACCGGGUAACGGGCCCGGAGGCAAAGCCCGAGACCCUGGACGCAGCACCCGCGACAGAGGAGGAGGAGGAAGGAGCGGAGGCCCGGGUGCCCCAGCCCGCCCCCGCCCGUCCCCCGCGGACGCGCGUCCCCACGCCCUGGUCCCCGCGCCCCCGCAGUGCCCCCCGCGGCUGCCGAGCCCCCCCCCCCCCCCCCCCCCCCGCCCCGGGCACGACCGAGAGCCGCGGCCCCGCCGAGCCCAGGCCGCCCUGGGCCCCGCCCCGCCCGCGCGCAGGGCUCCGCGCCAGGCUUCCCGGACGCGCGGGGCCCGAAGCGCCUCGGACCGGCCGCCCGCCUCGACCGCCUACUGCUCGCGGGGUCCCCCUCCCCUUGCCGGGCCGCUCCGUGACCCUCCUCCGCUGCAGAGCAGCCCGGGGCUCCCGGAGCCCGCGCCCUGCGCCCCCAGCCCUCGGGGCCCGCCCGGCGCCUGCCGCCGCCCGCAGCGAGCGCGGGCUCCGCGGGGUCCUGCGCCACCUGCACCCGCCAGGGGCGCGGGGAGCCCGGCACCGCCCUCUCGUCGCAACGCACCCCCGCCCCAGCUCCCCGCAGUUCACGGCAUCUCCCCCUCCCUGA